AUGUCGUUGCCGUUCGCACCUAAAUUGCAGCAAAUAUCAUCUGGCAAGGCGGCCUCAAAGUUAUUGAAAAAGAAGGCUACUGAAUUUCUAGCAUGCACGCGUGCAACCACAACUCUCGUGGAGAUUUUAGAGUACUAUAAGGAAUGUCUUGCGCGCAAGGCACCCAUAACGCCAUGCCUGCUGACAUUGGAGUACUUAUUUACGCAACUGUUCCUUAGAGCUGAUAUUCGUCCGACCGAUAUAGAUGCACAGCCAACUUACGUGCCUUCAGCAAAAGAUCCACAAGCAAACCACAGACAAUGGUUGCUGGCUCAGUAUCAAGAGACGUGCGGUCUAGUUAUUGACGGUAUGCAUCAUGAGAAGGAGAGUGAAGCGUGCCAAGCGCUUGCAACAGCGAUGAAGCUACUUGCUGCCCAAUGUCUCCAACAACCGGAAGCCGAUCGAUUCCCGGUGGCAGGACUGAAACAAAUCCUUACUGCAAUGCUUUCCAUGGAGUGCCUCUAUAAGCAUCUCUUUAACCGUUUCCUGGAAUACUCGUCAUACCUGGACGUGAUUUUCUACUGCUGGAAAACGGUUCCAUCGUUGGUACCCCGAAACUGCGCUCCGACCGAUGUUUUCAAGCAAAAUUUUCUGCUGCUGCUCGAUGCGCUCAUGUUUGGCAAGGACAAGAUCAAGGAAACGGACAGUGUGCUCUGUGUGCCGAUGGGCGAUAGCUUCGACUAUGCGUAUGUUAGGAAGCAGAUUAACCGUACGUGGGGCUUCGUAAUGAACUGGGAGCAUAGUGAGGUGGUUCACGAGCAACUGCUUUUACUGCUUCUCGAAAAAGUGUUCGUCCAUCUUGAUAAACCGGUACUGUUGACCGAUUUUUUGAUGGACUCACUCGAUGUGGGAGGCACGGUCAGUGUGCUUGCCCUGCAGGGCGUGUUUGUGUUGAUCCAGCAGCACAAUCUCACCUACCCGAAUAUCUACGAAAAACUGUACUCCAUGUUCGAGCCUGAAAUAUUCCAUACCAAAUUUAAAGCCCGGUUGUUCUAUCUGGCCGAUAUCUUUCUUAGCUCUAGUCAUCUGCCGGAAGGAUUGGUGGCUGCAUUUGUGAAACGGUUGGCACGUCUCGCGUUAAUCGCUCCACCACAGGACAUUGUGAUCAUACUACGCUUCGUCGGCAAUUUGAUACUGCGCCAUCCGGCCCUGAAGCGAUUAAUCUUUCAUCCCACCGGUGGUGAAGCUUCCGGCGAUCCGUACAUAAUGGAGGAACGUGAUCCAAUGAAGUCAAAAGCAUUAGAAAGCUCACUAUGGGAACUUGCAGCCCUGCAAAACCAUGUACUGCCAUCGGUCGCAUCGGCGGCACGGUUCAUCUCGAACCCACUUCCAAGCGUAGAAUGGGACCUCUCGGAGGUGUUGGAGAUUAAUGAAAACGAUAUUUUUCAUAAAGAAAUAGUGUCAAAAACGAAAGAGUUUUUCGUAAACAUCGAUCGUCCAACUGGCAUGUUUGGGUAUUGCGGUGGUCAGAUGGCAUCUCAGUACUGGAAGCUAUUCUAA
Molecule: messenger RNA, 1539 nt
Organism: Anopheles marshallii
Lineage: Eukaryota; Metazoa; Arthropoda; Insecta; Diptera; Culicidae
Product: nucleolar complex protein 4 homolog A
Exons: 4
Coding region: 1-1539 (512 amino acids)
Biological process (GO): ribosome biogenesis
Cellular component (GO): small-subunit processome; nucleolus; Noc4p-Nop14p complex
Source: RefSeq, a predicted model, not a curated record